AUGAAGUGUGGGCAAACUGACCCUAGUGCUGCUAAACAUCCUUCGGUGGGUUAUGGUUGGUCGGGUGGGGACCAACCAUGGCCAGUGCAAGUCAGUGUCUUUGGUACUUGUCUAGUGCUGUUGAGUAUCUCCCCAAAGCUUCCCAAAUACCUUCCUCGGACCUUAGCGCAGGUGCCUGCUCAUCAACAGAAAAAAAUAGAAAAAGAUAGAAAUAUAUGA
This is a messenger RNA of Heterobasidion irregulare TC 32-1, 219 nucleotides long. RefSeq lists its product as uncharacterized. Bases 1 to 219 code for a protein of 72 amino acids. Lineage: Eukaryota; Fungi; Basidiomycota; Agaricomycetes; Russulales; Bondarzewiaceae. The record is from RefSeq and is a predicted model, not a curated record. The transcript has a single exon.